CGCGGGGGGCGGGCGCGGGGAGCGCUCCAAGAUGGCGCCGACCGCAGUCCCGCCCGCAGCAUCCUCCGCACCUCAGCAGUCCGGCCGCGCCUCCCGGGCCCCGCGUUAGGGCCGCCGCUGCCUCCCUUGCCGCCGCUGCCAGCUGACCUGUCCUGGACGCAGCAUAACUAACGAAGCUGCUGCAGGAUGAGAAGAUGGCAGCGCGGCUGCUCGCACCACCAGGCCCUGAUAGUUUCAAGCCUUUCACCCCUGAGUCACUGGCAAACAUUGAGAGGCGCAUUGCCGAGAGCAAACUCAAGAAACCGCCAAAGGCCGAUGGCAGUCAUCGGGAAGAUGAUGAGGACAGCAAGCCCAAGCCAAACAGUGACCUGGAAGCAGGGAAGAGUUUGCCUUUCAUCUAUGGGGACAUCCCCCAAGGCCUGGUUGCGGUUCCCUUGGAGGACUUUGACCCAUACUAUUUGACGCAGAAAACCUUUGUAGUAUUAAACAGAGGGAAAACUCUCUUCAGAUUUAGUGCCACGCCUGCCUUGUACAUUUUAAGUCCUUUUAACCUGAUACGAAGAAUAGCUAUUAAAAUUUUGAUACAUUCAGUGUUUAGCAUGAUCAUUAUGUGCACUAUUUUGACCAACUGUGUAUUCAUGACUUUUAGUAACCCUCCCGAAUGGUCGAAGAAUGUGGAGUACACGUUCACAGGGAUUUAUACAUUUGAAUCACUAGUGAAAAUCAUUGCAAGAGGUUUCUGCAUAGAUGGCUUUACCUUUUUACGGGAUCCGUGGAACUGGUUAGAUUUCAGUGUCAUCAUGAUGGCGUAUAUAACAGAGUUUGUAAACCUAGGCAAUGUUUCAGCUCUGCGCACUUUCAGGGUACUGAGGGCUUUGAAAACUAUUUCGGUAAUCCCAGGCCUGAAGACCAUCGUGGGCGCCCUGAUUCAGUCCGUGAAGAAGCUGUCGGAUGUGAUGAUCCUGACAGUGUUCUGCCUGAGUGUCUUUGCCUUGAUCGGACUGCAGCUCUUCAUGGGAAACCUGCGAAACAAGUGUGUGGUGUGGCCCAUAAACUUCAACGAGAGCUAUCUUGAAAAUGGCACCAAGGGCUUUGACUGGGACGAGUACAUCAACAAUAAAACAAAUUUUUACACAGUUCCUGGCAUGCUGGAACCUUUGCUCUGUGGGAACAGUUCUGAUGCUGGGCAAUGCCCAGAGGGAUACCAGUGUAUGAAAGCAGGAAGGAACCCCAACUAUGGUUACACAAGCUUUGACACUUUUAGCUGGGCCUUCUUGGCAUUGUUUCGCCUUAUGACCCAGGACUACUGGGAGAACUUGUAUCAAUUAACCUUAAGAGCAGCUGGGAAAACGUACAUGAUCUUCUUCGUCUUGGUCAUCUUUGUGGGUUCUUUCUAUCUGGUGAACUUGAUCUUGGCUGUGGUGGCCAUGGCUUAUGAAGAACAGAAUCAGGCAACACUGGAGGAAGCAGAGCAGAAAGAGGCUGAAUUCAAAGCAAUGUUGGAGCAACUUAAGAAGCAACAGGAAGAGGCACAGGCGGCGGCGAUGGCCACUUCAGCAGGAACUGUCUCAGAAGAUGCCAUAGAGGAAGAAGGUGAAGAAGGGGCAGGCUCGCCCCGAAGCUCAUCUGAAAUCUCUAAGCUCAGUUCCAAGAGUGCCAAAGAGAGACGUAACAGGAGAAAGAAGAGGAAACAAAAGGAGCUCUCUGAAGGGGAAGAGAAAGGGGAUCCCGAGAAGGUGUUCAAGUCAGAGUCAGAAGAUGGUAUGAGGAGGAAGGGCUUUCGGCUACCAGACAACAGAAUUGGGAGGAAAUUUUCCAUCAUGAAUCAGUCACUGCUCAGCAUUCCGGGCUCCCCAUUCCUGUCCCGCCACAACAGCAAAAGCAGCAUCUUCAGCUUCAGGGGGCCUGGGCGGUUCCGGGACCCGGGCUCCGAGAACGAGUUUGCGGACGACGAGCACAGCACGGUGGAGGAGAGCGAGGGCCGCCGGGACUCGCUCUUCAUCCCCAUCCGAGCCCGCGAGCGCCGCAGCAGCUACAGCGGCUACAGCGGCUACAGCCAGGGCAGCCGCUCCUCGCGCAUAUUCCCCAGCCUGCGGCGCAGCGUCAAGCGCAACAGCACGGUGGACUGCAACGGUGUGGUGUCCCUCAUCGGCGGCCCCGGCUCCCACAUCAGCGGGCGUCUCCUGCCAGAGGCUACAACCGAGGUGGAAAUUAAGAAGAAAGGCCCUGGAUCUCUCUUAGUUUCCAUGGACCAGUUGGCCUCCUAUGGGCGGAAGGACAGGAUCAACAGUAUAUUGAGCGUUGUUACAAAUACACUGGUAGAAGAGCUGGAAGAGUCUCAGAGAAAGUGCCCGCCGUGCUGGUAUAAAUUUGCCAACACUUUCCUCAUCUGGGAGUGUCACCCCUACUGGAUAAAGCUGAAAGAGAUUGUGAACUUGAUCGUCAUGGACCCUUUUGUGGACUUGGCCAUCACCAUCUGCAUCGUCCUGAACACACUGUUUAUGGCAAUGGAGCACCACCCUAUGACGCCACAGUUCGAACAUGUCUUGACUGUAGGAAAUCUGGUUUUCACUGGAAUUUUCACAGCGGAAAUGUUCCUGAAGCUCAUAGCCAUGGAUCCCUACUAUUAUUUCCAAGAAGGUUGGAACAUUUUUGAUGGAUUUAUUGUCUCCCUCAGUUUAAUGGAACUGAGUCUAGCAGACGUGGAGGGGCUUUCGGUGCUGCGAUCUUUCCGAUUGCUCCGAGUCUUCAAACUGGCCAAAUCCUGGCCCACCCUGAACAUGCUGAUCAAGAUUAUUGGAAAUUCAGUGGGUGCCCUGGGCAACCUGACCCUGGUGCUGGCCAUUAUCGUCUUCAUCUUUGCCGUGGUGGGAAUGCAACUCUUUGGAAAGAGCUACAAAGAGUGUGUCUGCAAGAUCAACCAGGACUGUGAACUCCCUCGCUGGCACAUGCAUGACUUUUUUCAUUCUUUCCUCAUCGUCUUCCGAGUGUUGUGCGGGGAGUGGAUCGAGACCAUGUGGGACUGCAUGGAGGUGGCCGGCCAGGCCAUGUGCCUCAUCGUCUUCAUGAUGGUCAUGGUUAUCGGCAACUUGGUGGUGCUGAACCUGUUUCUGGCCUUGCUCCUGAGCUCCUUCAGUGCUGACAACUUGGCAGCCACAGAUGAUGAUGGGGAAAUGAACAACCUACAGAUCUCAGUUAUCCGGAUCAAGAAGGGCGUGGCCUGGACCAAACUGAAAGUGCGCGCCUUCAUGCAGGCCCACUUCAAGCAGCGCGAGGCCGACGAGGUGAAACCUCUGGACGAGCUGUACGAAAAGAAGGCCAACUGUAUCGCCAACCACACUGGCGCCGACAUCCACCGGAACGGUGACUUCCAGAAGAAUGGCAACGGCACAACCAGCGGCAUUGGCAGCAGCGUGGAGAAGUACAUCAUUGAUGAGGACCACAUGUCCUUCAUCAACAACCCCAACCUGACCGUGAGAGUGCCCAUCGCGGUAGGCGAGUCUGACUUUGAGAACCUCAACACCGAGGACGUUAGCAGCGAGUCGGACCCUGAAGGCAGCAAAGAUAAACUGGAUGACACUAGCUCCUCUGAAGGCAGCACCAUUGAUAUCAAACCAGAAGUAGAAGAAGUCCCUGUGGAACAGCCUGAGGAAUACUUGGAUCCAGAUGCCUGUUUCACAGAAGGUUGUGUCCAGAGGUUCAAGUGCUGCCAGGUCAACAUUGAGGAAGGGCUGGGCAAGUCUUGGUGGAUCCUGCGGAAAACCUGCUUCCUCAUUGUGGAGCACAAUUGGUUUGAGACCUUCAUCAUCUUCAUGAUUCUGCUCAGCAGUGGCGCCCUGGCCUUCGAGGACAUCUACAUUGAGCAGAGAAAGACCAUUCGUACCAUCCUGGAGUACGCUGACAAAGUCUUCACCUAUAUCUUCAUCCUGGAGAUGUUGCUCAAGUGGAUAGCCUAUGGCUUCGUCAAGUUCUUCACCAAUGCCUGGUGCUGGCUGGACUUCCUCAUCGUGGCUGUCUCUUUAGUCAGCCUUAUAGCUAAUGCCCUGGGCUACUCGGAACUAGGUGCCAUAAAGUCCCUUAGGACCCUAAGAGCUUUGAGACCCUUAAGAGCCUUAUCACGAUUUGAAGGGAUGAGGGUGGUGGUGAAUGCCUUGGUGGGCGCCAUCCCCUCCAUCAUGAAUGUGCUGCUGGUGUGUCUCAUCUUCUGGCUGAUUUUUAGCAUCAUGGGAGUUAACCUGUUUGCCGGAAAGUACCACUACUGCUUUAAUGAGUCUUCCGAAAUCCGAUUUGAAAUUGAAGAUGUCAACAAUAAAACUGAGUGUGAAAAGCUCAUGGAGGGGAACAAUACAGAAAUCAGAUGGAAGAACGUGAAGAUCAACUUUGACAACGUCGGGGCAGGAUAUCUGGCGCUUCUUCAAGUGGCAACCUUCAAAGGCUGGAUGGACAUCAUGUAUGCAGCUGUAGAUUCCCGAAAGCCUGAUGAGCAGCCUAAGUAUGAGGACAACAUCUACAUGUACAUCUACUUCGUCAUCUUCAUCAUCUUCGGCUCCUUCUUCACCCUGAACCUGUUCAUCGGUGUCAUCAUUGAUAACUUCAAUCAACAAAAGAAAAAGUUUGGAGGUCAAGACAUCUUCAUGACCGAAGAACAGAAGAAGUACUACAAUGCCAUGAAAAAGCUGGGCUCAAAGAAACCACAGAAACCCAUCCCCCGCCCCCUGAACAAAAUCCAAGGUAUCGUCUUUGAUUUUGUCACUCAACAAGCCUUUGACAUUGUCAUCAUGAUGCUCAUCUGCCUUAACAUGGUGACAAUGAUGGUGGAGACAGAUACUCAGAGCAAGCAGAUGGAGAACAUUCUCUACUGGAUUAACCUGGUCUUUGUCAUCUUCUUCACCUGUGAGUGUGUGCUCAAAAUGUUUGCCUUGAGGCACUACUACUUCACCAUUGGCUGGAACAUCUUCGACUUCGUGGUGGUCAUCCUCUCCAUUGUGGGAAUGUUCCUGGCUGAUAUAAUUGAGAAAUACUUUGUUUCCCCAACCCUAUUCCGAGUCAUCCGAUUGGCCCGUAUUGGGCGCAUCCUGCGUCUGAUCAAAGGCGCCAAAGGGAUUCGUACCCUGCUCUUUGCCUUAAUGAUGUCCUUGCCUGCUCUGUUCAACAUCGGCCUUCUGCUCUUCCUGGUCAUGUUCAUCUUCUCCAUCUUUGGGAUGUCCAAUUUUGCGUAUGUAAAGCACGAGGCUGGCAUUGAUGACAUGUUCAACUUUGAGACGUUUGGCAACAGCAUGAUCUGCCUAUUUCAGAUCACAACCUCGGCUGGCUGGGAUGGCCUGCUGCUGCCCAUCCUGAACCGCCCCCCCGACUGCAGUCUGGAUAAGGAACACCCAGGGAGUGGCUUUAAAGGAGACUGCGGGAACCCCUCGGUGGGCAUCUUCUUCUUUGUGAGCUACAUCAUCAUCUCCUUCCUGAUCGUGGUGAACAUGUACAUUGCCAUCAUCUUGGAGAACUUCAGCGUAGCCACGGAGGAAAGCGCAGACCCUCUGAGUGAGGAUGACUUUGAGACCUUCUAUGAGAUCUGGGAGAAGUUCGACCCCGAUGCCACCCAGUUCAUCGAGUACAGUAAGCUGGCAGACUUUGCAGAUGCCCUGGAGCAUCCUCUCCGGGUGCCCAAGCCCAACACCAUAGAGCUCAUCGCCAUGGACCUGCCAAUGGUCAGCGGGGAUCGCAUCCACUGCUUGGACAUCCUUUUUGCCUUCACCAAGCGGGUCCUGGGAGAUAGCGGAGAGUUGGACAUCCUCCGGCAGCAGAUGGAGGAGAGGUUUGUGGCAUCCAAUCCUUCCAAAAUGUCUUACGAGCCAAUCACGACCACGCUGCGGCGCAAGCAGGAAGAGGUGUCAGCCGUGGUCCUGCAGCGCGCCUACCGGGGACAUUUAGCAAGGCGGGGCUUCGUUUGCAAAAAGACAACUUCCAAUAAGCUGGAGAAUGGAGGCGCCCACCGGGAGAAGAAAGAGAGCACCCCGUCUACAGCCUCCCUCCCAUCCUAUGACAGUGUAACUAAACCCGAGAAGGAGAAACAGCAACGGGCAGAGGAAGGAAGAAGGGAAAGAGCCAGAAGACAAAAAGAGGUCAGAGAAUCCAAGUGUUAGAGGGAAGCAAAAACUAAACACUGUACAGAUUUAAAACUCGCAAGUGAAAGAUUGUUUACAAACUUCCUGAAUAUUAUCAAUGCAGAACAGCUGUGGAGACACUUUAACCCGAAGAUCUAUACCAAACGUAGUCUGCUUACCAUGUAACACGGUUGCAUCUUGAGCAGUGACCUGCCAAGGGCAAAGGACCCUGCUCCCUGGACUCACAGAUUUUUCUAAUGCUUGGGCAGGUGGUUACUGCAUGUUCCACAUCAGUCAAUGCAACUUAGGACAAAACUAACAGGAUACAAAAACAGAGGCGAGGCUGCCGGGACCAGUGUAUUUCCGUUGCAGCCAAAUGGAUUUUAUUUUUUCAUUCUGUUGAUUCUCAGAAGCAGAAAGCAUCAAUUUAAAAGUUUGUUUGUUCAUGCAAACUCUAUUUGCAUUCUUACGUUAGGCUAAGCAGCAAAAAGAAAAAAACACACACACUCACAUUUAGCCCAUGUCAUUUAAUUGUCAGUUUCUUUGACAUAAGCCGCAUCUUCUCCACAUGGGCUUCACGUGGUUUGGAGAUGGGUGGGGGAAAACAAUCAGGUUUCUUCAGGCUGAGGAGGACUUGCUCAGGCCAAUUCCAAACAUCGUGCUCGUUCAAUGCGUAGAAAUGAUUUGCAUGAUGGCAUGCCGUGAUCAGAAGUCAUGCAUGAGAACCAUACACCACAGGACACUACUAAUCCUGUCCCCUGCACUGGGUCAGCCUUUGGACAGGACCCAGCCCUGCACCGUUCACUGUAUUUGGAGGAAAAAAAUGGUAAGCGUUCCAUACCCGCUGCAAUUCUUUCUGAAUUCUUAGAAGUCUUUCGUACACCUUCCGGGUAGGGAAACAUAACCAACCAAUUGACUACCACCACCAACAAAAAACAAACCCAGUCCAACAAGCAGAUGGAUCCGUUGUGUGUAUAUGUUUAACAGACAUCUCUAACAUACAGCCAUUGUUGCACAUUUUGAAAGAUGAACUAUUUAAUGCUGCUCUCUGUGUCCCAUACAUGGGGAGAUUUUGAUCUCAAAUGGCUUGUAUUAACGUCACUGUAAAACCAAAUCCUAGGGCUAAAAACAAAAAUCAAAAAAAUUUUUUUCAUUUCUAUCUUGCAAUAUUUAUGAUGAUUGUUUAGCCUUCAUACUGGAGAACUGACUUUUUUGGGGGUAGAGAUAAAAGUGCUAUUCAAAGUAGCAUGGUAUCUCUAGAGGGUCAUUUGGGGGAACUUAAAACCACCUUUCGUUGGGGGUAAAGGGGUGCUCACUUCAUCAGUAUCACGUCCUUCUGCAUCGUGGCUUUCUCUGGGCUUGGGUCCAUGUGGAGAGGGGUUCAGAUAUUCUGAACAGGCCUCUCUUCUACAGAGGGGUUGUCACAAGCUGACACACUGCACGGUUCCUCUUGCCUCCGUCACAUUUUUCCACCAAGCAGGGCUUCCUUUACCCACAGAGGUGGGUGAGGGCCACAGCACUGGAGCUACAGCUGUGCUUUCUUUCAUUUAUUAUUAGAAUAGUCACUGGUGGGACCUCAGUAGAGAUGGGGCCGCCUCUGAACCCAGCCCACUUGGUUUCUUUACUGCAUUGGUUCUCACGAGAAAGCGACUUAAUAUGAAUUCUUAGAAAGUUCCAGCUUCCCCCAGCACAUUCUUUCGGCCAGUUUUGCCAUCUGCUUAGGGACCUGCCCAUUGUCAUUGGAGGGUGGCUUUGCGGGGGAGUGUCAUAGCUUCCGUCUGUCUCCCGCUUCAGGGAAGACAGUUUUUAGUCCAGGGGUUUCUCAUCUGAUGACUCGAUUUCAGAGCUAAGAUGCUGCAGUUGAAUGUGUCAGGAAGUCGAUACAAAGAGUGAGGAGAGACUUCAGCAUGCAAACCAAAUCAAAAUAAAUUCUUCCUGAACCAUAGAAUGGAGGGAGAAAACCCACAAUCAGACACACCAAUCUGCCUUGCAGUAGAAGCACUUUGGAUGUCAUUUCACAGUCCACCUGACUAGUUUUGCGUAGAACAAACCACAGCAAGUCAGUAAGCAGAGCUUUCUAUCUUGUCGGACCAUUAGAAACUCUGUCCAGCUUUCAUAAGCCUGCUUCUGCGGCACCAUCCGUAGUACUUUUUGUACUACGCCUGAUACCAGGUUGGGAAGGCGUUUUUCUCGGUGACCCUGCUAACUGCUAGGAUGGAUGUAUAGUAACGUGUACAGGCUACAUCGUAAACAGCACAAAACGAGCUGACGUGUGGUUAUUCUUUUUAAGAGACUUAUAAAUACUGUAAUAUAUCAUUUUAUUUUAUUGGCAUGCCUUUUUGUAAAUACAAAUUAUUAACUUAUUAAAUAGGAAAUGGCUUCUGGCUUAUGCCAUUGUCAUGUUUAUUUUUAUUUUUUAUACUUUUCUUUCUUCUUAGAACUUAGAUGCUGUCAGCCAAUGUACAUCCCCAAACCAGACAGACAGACAAAAAAUUUUUUAUUGCUAAUGGUCUUUUCCAAAACAACAAAAAAUAUAUAUAUUUUUGUUCCAAUGUGCAAUAAAUUCUAACCACUUCUAUGCAAGAUUUGGCUAAACUUCAUAAUCGUUCUUGUUCUUAGGUCUUGAGAUGGGCAACAGAACUAUAAGAUCCCGCUCCGUCCUCUAAGUGCUCAUGCUAGUGAUGUCAUUAAGCUACUAGAGCAUAUUAAUGAGAUUUUUCUGAGCUCUGACCCUUUUCCUCCCCCAGACCCUGGUCCCCACCCAGCGGGUUAUCUCCUCAGUGACACACACGGGCCUUGGUAUCUGACACCCAUCGGCCAGCUUCAUAGGGAAGAAGCCACCUCCACUCUAUUUGAAGUUUCACUUUUUUUUUUUUUUUUAACUUUUCCCACCUUCUUUCCCCUCACCCAUCGCCCCUCUACCCACCCACUCGCUCACGCACUCUCGCCCUCUCCCGCCCUGCUCCACACUUCUUUGGUAGUAAGUGACACCAUCACCAGCAGUUUACACCCGCAGUUAACAGGCAUUGAACUCAAAGAGUCAGUGAUGACGUUCUUGUACGUCUUCACCGAGUGGGUAAGUGGCAACGCUUUGCCAAAUAUUAACGAAGCCAAUCAAAAAGCAGCGGCAGCCACAGUAUCACUGCACAUAUAUAUAUAUAGAUAUAUAAAUACAAUAUAAAUAUUUAUUUUUUGUAGCCAGGUCCUUGGUGCAGUAUUUAUACUCCACAAUCCACCUUUAAAAAAGGACAAAAAGCAAAAAGACGUGUGAUGCUGUUAAUUUAAAACGCAGAGCCAAAGCCACUGAGCAGCAGCUGACACGGUUGCUGGUUUGUGUGUGAAAAACACUUUCCCCUCUUCUUUCCUUAACCUCCACAUUGCUUAGGAUGAGGAGACUCCGUAAUUUAAAGCAGAGGGCGAGCGCAGGAUAAACUUCCCAAGUCAGCGGACCUGCUCCCAUCCCUCUCCGAAUGAGCCACUCUUGGCAUCAGAAGUUGACUGAGGAGAGAUUAACAGAAACUCCCAGUCAAAGCCCCUGGAACGACAGUGCCCAGAGUUCUUUUCUUUUUCGCCGCAACCAAUGUAAGCUUGUAAAAGACCAAUAGUGAAGACUAGUGUAUUAGUGAACGCAUGGAGGCCAGCACUGCUCUAAACGAGACGUGAUAAAAAGUACAUCACUACUAUAAGCCAAAAGGAAACAAAAUAAAAAUGACCCUUUUUACUGUACAAGGGAAGCCUGUCUUGGUGUGCAUUUGUUGCUUGACUCUCCCAAUUUUUGAUUCCUGGGAGGGGUCUGGGAAUUGGGACUUCAGCACAUUUGGGGAAAGGAGGGGGAAUGGAAGGGAGAGAAAUCAGAGGGUUUCCUGCAAAGUUCUGGCUAAAAAGUAGGGAUUGGAGAGAAAAGCAAGGUCCUGUCCGUCCCCCCACCCAGAUCCCCAGUCACCCAUUGCAUGUGGCAUUCCUCCCACUACGGGGCCAGUGCUUCAAGGCCCAUGAAACCCCUUCCUCAUCGGUCCCCCCAGCAGAGCCCCCAGAGAGGCUGUCAGCCAGCCCAGCUGGGCUGGCCUUCCUUCUGCCUUUUUCACGUUUUUUAAGGAAAAAAACCAUCCCAACGCCCCAAAGCUCGGGCGAGCACGAUGCCCAGCGCCUCCCCUCUGCUAGCUAAUGCUGGGCCUUGCCCUCCAUCAGCCCCAGGGACAAACCAGCGGACUAGGGCUGCUCUCAUUCGCAUUCGGCAGGGAAGGGGGGCGCCCUCCCCUUCCCUCACCCUGCCCAGCUUUGGGGACAUCCCUCUCUAGGCCGUGUCUCCCAGUCCAGGAACACUCAGGAGGGUUCUGAAGUGCCCACUCUAGUCCGCUCCAGUAGCUCCACUCUGGAGAGAGAUGGCUGGUAGGUCAGUCUCCAUCCCCCCCCCCCCCACCGCCCCGCCUCCAGGCCUGCUGUGGAGGUGAGAUCGCCAUAUGGGUUAUGACUUUGUGACUUGAGUCUUGGGCAUCUUCUGUGACGAUGCCUCUUUAUUUUCUCAGAUGUUGCCCAAAGUUUUGCAAAAAGCUUCGUUCAUUUUCAGGUACCCCCACCCCCUAAAGAAUCGGCUGCAACUAGCCAGCCAGGGGGACGUCAGGAGAGAAGAAGAAGUCUGGGUUGGGAGGGGCCCGAGGUUUGCACAGUCUGUGCUGUGGCUCAGCAUUGUGCUUUCUUGGAUUCCCCUUCCAAGAGCACCAAGAUUUCCUCCGUCAAAACACUCCUGAGGCACCCCUACCCCUGCCCCCCACUGCUGUUUGCUGUACAUAGAGGCUAAGUGGGGUGGGGUGGGCGGGUGUGCACGUGUGGUGUGUGUGUGUGUGAAGAAUGUAUAUAGGUAAAGGGGAGCGUGGUCCAGUGGUUCCAGAAAAGGGACAGAACUCCUGUGUUCCAUCCCCAGCUCGACCACUGACUCGCUGUGUGGCCUUGGGCAAGUCACUUAACCUCUCUGUGCCUCAGUUUCCCCAUCUGUAAAAUGGGGAUAAUAAUACUGACCUACCUCACAGGGGUGUUGUGAGGCUUUAACUAAAUGUUUUGUAAAGUGUUUUUGAGAUACAGAGGCAAAGGCACUAGGGAAGGGCAAAGUAUUAUUUGGACUUAUGGAGGAUGAAAUGGUACCAUAAAUGCUGCUAUUCUGAGAGCCAUUUUAAACUGCACUGCUCCAACCACCCCCGCUUCUCAUCACCAGGACAGCAGGUCGAGAAAAUGUCUUUCCUUUCACUUGCUUCUGGGGUUUGUGAUUAUUCCAGAUACUUAAUUUUGUUCCCUUGCUGUAUCUCCUUCCCUCACCCCCUCGACUUGUUCCCUGUUCCGUUUAUGCGGAAAUGGCAGAAAUGCUUGAGAAAUGAGAAUGUAUAAGAGGAUCGGAAGUUUAUAGUCUGAAAUUUCAAUUUUACUUUGUACUGUACAUCUUUUUACUUUAGAAUUUGCAAUAAAGGGUUACGUCAAUCUUGUUUUCAACUCUC
Molecule: messenger RNA, 11584 nt
Organism: Orcinus orca (killer whale)
Lineage: Eukaryota; Metazoa; Chordata; Mammalia; Artiodactyla; Delphinidae
Gene: SCN8A
Product: sodium voltage-gated channel alpha subunit 8
Exons: 27
Coding region: 195-6137 (1980 amino acids)
Biological process (GO): sodium ion transmembrane transport; membrane depolarization during action potential; neuronal action potential
Cellular component (GO): voltage-gated sodium channel complex; plasma membrane; axon
Molecular function (GO): protein binding; voltage-gated sodium channel activity
Source: RefSeq, a predicted model, not a curated record